Coturnix japonica (Japanese quail) is the source of this 300-nucleotide messenger RNA. The record is from RefSeq and is a predicted model, not a curated record. Lineage: Eukaryota; Metazoa; Chordata; Aves; Galliformes; Phasianidae.
AUGGGGUCUCUAUGGGGUCCUUAUGUGUGUCCCUAUAGGGAGGUUCAGGUGGAGGAGAAGAAGAAGAAGAAGGACGAGGACGAUCCUUUUCCCCCCGAGAUCUGGGAGCUGCUCAAGGGGGUGACCAAGAAAAGUGAAUACGAACGAAUCGCCUUCCAGUACGGGAUCACCGACCUCAGGGGGAUGUUAAAGAGGCUCAAAAAGGUCCAUGUCGAACCCAAAAAGAGCCAAGCCUUUAUCCGUAAGCUGGACCCCGCGUACCAGGUGGACAAAGGGAAUAAGAUCAGUGGAUCCCUAUGG